AUGUCAAGACAAUUAAACUGUGGAUUAUAUCUGUGCUGGUAUUCCUUUUCUGUCCUCUUACAUGGACCUGCAGCCUUUGAUUUCAACACUUCAACUCUGAAUCAGCCCCCAAAUGUCAAACCUGUUAAAGACCAAGAAAUCAUGGAGGAGGAUUCACCGUUUCUACAGCUGAGAGCUAGACUGCCAUCUUACUCUCAGCCCAUCCGACCAUACUCCAUUCUGACAAACACGGAGGACUACCACUACAUGCCUAAACCUAAACACCGCCGACCCUCUCGUCUUCGCCGUCUCCUGGGAUCACAUUUUGAUCCAUUCUGGAUGUCGGUAGAGCAGCCAUCUGAAGGCUCUGGGGUCUGGACUCCAAAUGGAGACACAUUCAACUUGAGUGCCUCUCCACAGCUGAGAGUAGCAGCAGAAAACCACGGACAAAAGCUGGAGAAGGAAGCUGCAGAACUAGACUUCAGCUCUCUGCCCUCAGAUGUAGCCAGUGCAGUCCGAGAUUGGUUGGUGCGCUCUGCCACCUGUGGAUUACACUACCAGUGGGUGAAUCUGGGCUCAGCGUUCUGGCCUCGAUGGGUUAGGCAUACUGACUGUGAAGGAGCUGGUGCUGGGUCCAGCUGCUCCUUUCCCCAUGGGAUGAAGUGUACGCGAGCUCAGACCACAUACAUCAAGAUCCUUACUUGGCACUGUCAAGAAGUCACAGAAAACAGAGAUGCAUCCUCAGAGGGUAAAGGUCACAGGUCUGAGGGUAGCACUGGGAGUAGGACAAUGGAAACUAGUCAGAUGUGCACAUGGAGGCCAGUUCCUUAUCCUGUGGUCACAGCAUGUACAUGCUCAUGUAAAUAA
Molecule: messenger RNA, 846 nt
Organism: Sphaeramia orbicularis (orbiculate cardinalfish)
Lineage: Eukaryota; Metazoa; Chordata; Actinopteri; Kurtiformes; Apogonidae
Product: noggin-like
Exons: 2
Coding region: 1-846 (281 amino acids)
Biological process (GO): negative regulation of BMP signaling pathway; dorsal/ventral pattern formation; osteoblast differentiation
Source: RefSeq, a predicted model, not a curated record